Molecule: messenger RNA, 1008 nt
Organism: Suillus discolor
Lineage: Eukaryota; Fungi; Basidiomycota; Agaricomycetes; Boletales; Suillaceae
Exons: 4
Coding region: 145-708 (187 amino acids)
Source: RefSeq, a predicted model, not a curated record
CCUCCAUUGUCUUUGCCUUCAACGCCCUGGUGGCAUCAUCUCGUACUAUUCAUUUCACCUUCAACUCCAUCUUCUUGCUGGAUUCGCUGAGGAACUAAGAGCGGGCCUCUUCACUCGUUUAAAUCAUCAAUUUCUUUAGCAAUAAUGUUCUCCAAGCUUGCAUUCUGUUCCUACCUCGCGUUGUUUUCGCUAGGCUUUGCCAAUGCACUUCCAUCUGGUGAAAACGGCGCUAUCGUUCGUCGCCAAGUAGCAACUUCCUCUGGCCUUGCCAUACCCCCUGCAGUCACCACAACGAUGUCCAUCCAAACUGCAAAUGGUCCGAUGAAUGAGGUCUGCGUCCUCACAUUCACCCCAGUUGGCAAUCAAAUCCAGGAGGUCCAGAAUUGCACCAUGUCGACGGGCGCGAAUGUCGUAUCUAGCAUGGUUUUCAAUUCAGUCUCUUCAGGCAGUGCUGCGCCUACUUCAACCAGCGCUUCUAUGUCUGCAACCCCUACCGUUCAAGCUGCGUUCUCCAUGCCUGGGAGGUCAUUACAGGUGUUACCGGUGGGACUUGGAGUGUUUGGGAGUAUCACGGGUAUCACCAUCAUUAUCGUAGCCUUGGUUACUUUUGAGCGUGUUCGUUAUCGCAGGGUCUUCAGGGAGCGUAGACUAGCCGAGCAGGGUGCUAUGAUGGGUUACACGGGCAACUUAAAUGAUAUUAAGGUCUAGGGUAGGGCGAUUCUACAAAUCCGUCACCUUGGUCUUUUUGUUUCAUCAUCAAUCGGCGGCCAUUAUUCAGCUACAGUUAUCAAGCUGUCAACGUUCUCCGUGCGUUGAAGAUAGUAGCAUCAGCACUGUAGUCCCUGGUGGCAUCUCAGGCUGGUUCACAUGCACUUACUUCGUGCAGAAACUUGAAAGGGAUUUUACUGCAAUGGGAAAAUCUCUACUAGCAACAGCGCCGGCGCCAGCCCCCGACUCGUUUAUUCCUGGCAUGUUUUAUGUCCAUCGAAUUUGAGUUUGCAAGGCCCA